GAGCGCUCGAUGUGACAGCACUGAGAGAGAGUGCGUGGGUUGCCAGAUAGGCAGACUUAGUCUGACGUAAAAUAUAUACGUUUCUAUCUUUUGCAUUUUCAACGUCUUUCUGAUCGGUUGCUGUUAGGUCGCGGAUGCCUAAAAAAUUCCCUGCUGGGCUGAUAAUUGGAGCACGGUUCGGUGCUCGGUUAAGUGCUCGAUAAAACUCCCCCAGCCGACUAGCUCGGAGAUCCUUCGACCACCAAAAUUUAACUAAAAAAAUCUUAAAAAUAGGUCAUAAUAUUGAUUUCAAAAAAAGUAAAACCCGAAAAUGUAAACGGCAAGCGCACGAGAGAAGCACAAAAAUCAGAAACCAAAACACAAGAGCAUAAAGGAAACAACAAGGAAAAGUGUGUACAUAAAAAAAGUGAAUUAAAUGCUAAAAAUUAAAUAGAAACUAAGUUGGAGCGAUUAGAACUAGUGGAGCGACUUGCAGAGGAGCGAUCGAGACCCCAUUCGAAACGACAGAGGCAACCAAGAACGCUUAGCAACAAUGUUGCACAGCAAUUGCGACAAUGCAACAUCAAAACCAACAACAACAGAACCAACAACAACAUCAACAGCAGCAGUAGCACCUAUAGCCGGUGAUGCCGCCAUCGCCACCGUUGAGGGUCAGACGAUGACACUCGUGCCAUCAAUGGAUCUACCAUCGUCAGCUGUGUCCGAGCGUUCGGAAUUAUCAGAAACAGCUGAUUCGGCUGCUGCGUCUGCUGCUUCUACUACUGCUGCUGCUGCCGCUGCUGCAUUCAAUGCCCAGAUGCGAACGCAGCAACGACAGAAAAUAAAGAGCUACCACGAUGCCAAACAAACGGCGGUGUGGCGGACCGAUUCCCUGGCCUCGAAUCCCAGUCCGGAUUUUGCAGCAGCCGCCGGAGGAGGAGGAGUUGGACCAGGAGGAGGAUUCGGAGGAGGAGGAGGACCAUCCCGUGGAAACGUAUGUGCUGGCCUUCCCAUGCGAAGCAUCAUCCUGUCAACGGCACCAAGUCUACUGCAGCGAAAGGCCUCGGACAGCUCUCUGGUUGGUGGCUCCAUUCCGCGACGAGUAUCCUUUCCGGAGAACGAGCUGGUGACAGGAUACCUGGAGCCGGCCAAUCCAUGGAAGCAAGUCUACCUCGUGAAAAACAAUGCCGACGUUGUGGAUCAGUAUGUGCAGUCGUGUCAGAAGCACAACACAGAGCCCAUCAAGAACGUCAUGGACCAACUGAGGAACCUCGACCUCCACCAGGCGAGGCAACCUCUACUCUCCCUCAAAGAAAUCAAAAUGAGGGCCAAUGAUUGCGAAGCUCUCGAGGAGAUAUUCAAAAGGGUACAAUACAAGUGCAUCGAUCUGUCCGACUGCACGCUGGACGAGAACUGUCUGACGGCGCUCUUCCAAAUGAUCGAGUACUAUGAGGCCGCCAACGAGCUGGACAUAUCCUACAACAAGGAGCAGAUGACGAAGCGCUGCUGGGAGCUGUGCGCCUAUAUGGUGGGCCGCAGCCAGGAGCUGCAGUCGCUCAAUGCCGAGUGCAACCAGAUCACAAAACUGGGUGCUGUCAGCCUCGGGCAUGCCCUGGGCACCUCCAAUCUGCACACAUUGAAGCUGGAGCACUGCGGUCUGAGUGGCCAGCCGCUCAUCAAUCUCUGUCGAGGUCUCAACCACAACAAAAUGCUCAAGGAGCUCUGGAUGGGAUACAAUGAUCUGGACUGUGUGGAUGCCCAGCACAUAGCCGACAUGCUGCGCUUCAACCACAGCAUGGAACUCAUAGACAUUAGCAACAACAACAUCCGAAACGAGGGAGUCAUGUACCUGGUGCAGGCACUCGUCCUGCAGUCCACCGAACUGGAACGCCGGAUGGGUGCCCUGAAGCGAACUCGAGCCAUCGAGGUGGAUGAAUGCACAUCGCCUGUGGAGGCGGAUCCUCCCUCAGUAAUAUCGGAAUCGGCUAACUCCUCCAGCUCCAGUCCAGAGAAAGACAAUGUCGAUAACGUGUCGUCCUUGCACACAUCUGUUCAACCGUGUCCCGAGACCCUGCCCGAGGAAGAAGCCGCGGACGAGCCAGUGCUGGUGGACUUGGAUAACGAUAAUGACGACGACAAUACGGAGGACACCGUGCGUAUCGUGAAGACCUCCGGUCCAAACGGCGGCAGCGGUCAGUCCAUGCUGGACAAACUGCUCUCGAUGAACAGUGACAGCAGCAGCGAGGAGGCGCCCUCGAACAUAUCCACCGACACUUUGGCCGCCUGUUGCUCCGAGGACAUCAGUGAGAUCAGCAACGAGAUCUUUGAUGCAACGGCAGCCAAACAGCCGCCACCAGAAGCAGUAAAGGAAGCCAGUCCGGCGGAGGGUCCGUCGGAGGCUGAUGCAGCGCUGAGUGCAGAUACUGCGACACAUCCUGCGCCCGUGUCCGAGGAGCCGCUGUCUCCAGCGCAACAACAACAACAACAGCACAGUUCCCAAAAUGAACGCAACUUAUGUGAUAUUACUCCUUCAACAGAGGCUAAAACCGUUGAACCCAAUGAAUCCUGUGUACAGAACAACAUCAUUAACAACAACAACAAUAACAACCAAGCCCACAACAAUACCUACAACAAUAACAACACACCAUCGGCAAUGGGAGCAGAAGCCGGAGCAGUAGCCACCAUAGCUGUGGUGGAUGCGCCACCAACGGCAGAAAUUGGAGCCAACAAUAGGGCAUCCCCACCGGCAGCCAUCUUCGAGGUGACGGCAGAGGAGAGCGACUGCAUCAAUGGCAGUAGAGCGGGCGCCAGCGGGUCACGGCCGCUGGACGUGAACAAGAACGCCAAAGUGGGCGACGACUUCGAGGACACGCACAGCACGGACUCGGCGUUCGAAAGCGCCUCCGAAGGCGACAUCAGUCGCAAUCUGCCGGAUGAGUUCAGCCGGCUGUCGGUGUCACUGGAGAGCACGCGGCUCGACAUGGGGGGCAUUGAGACGGGCACCAUUGCCAGCGAGUCCACCGAAUGCCUGCUCCUCGCCACUACACCGACCAAGGCGGACGAACCGGAGGUAUUUUCGCCGCCCAAAGUUACUAUUUCCGAAGAGUCGUUGCUGGUGGACAAAGAUCUGAGCCCCGGACCCUUUUCCUGUCCCAGUCCGGCGCCGACGCCCCCACCGCCCUCAACGUCGCCGGGUGGGGCAAGCAUUGGGCUCAGGCGAACGGAAUCGAGUUGCGCCUACCUCAACCAGUCGACGCGCAACCGAUCCCAGAGCUCCGACAGCCUGUGCAGUGAGACGUCGCAGGACAGCUCCACGGCAGCCACCGCCGCCGGCGUUGCCGACCCCAAGCUCGCCGAGAAACUGACCAAGAACGACACCUUGUCGCGGCGCCAGCAGAUGGACUGCACGCUGGAGGCCAUUCGAUCGCCCAGUGGACUGAAGGCCCUCACCGUUUGGAACAACAACCUGACCAAGGACUGCGCCCCCGCUGUGUCCGAGCUGCUGCAGAAGACCAUUUCCCUGGAGUUGCUCAACAUUGGCAAGAACUGUCUGUCCAACGAUUUCGUGGCCACCAUUAAGGAUAGUCUCACGAAGAACACUACGCUGACCACUCUGGGUCUGCAGAGCGCCCACCUAAGCGCCAAGGGCAUCGAGACGCUGGCCUCCAUCCUGACCUUCGGCGGCAAUAGCAAGCUCCAGCGCAUCGACAUUCGAGACAAUAAACUAGAGGUGGAAAGUCUGAACAUCAUUGCCGAGGUCCUCAAGUCCAACAAGACGCUCACCCAGAUCGACAUCAACGACGAGCCCAAGCGUCUGACGUUGCCCAUUGUGCCGAUAGUAAAUGUUAUACCGCCAUCGCCAUUGCCCCAGGAUAGCAUCGGCAGCGAUGCCCAUUUGGAUUAUACAAGGGUGCUGGGCACCGUGCGUUCCCUGUGCUCCCGAAACGAGAAGCGGCAGGCCCAGGAGUUGGCGGAUAGAACAGCGAACGUGGGCGGCGGGGGCAGCAGUGCCGGCGGCAGCUUCCCUGGUUCCCGGUGUCGCGGCGGUUACUACUUGGGCUCGCGGAAGAUAUCGCUGACCUGCCACAGUCGUCCAUUUGUGGAUGCGGCCACUGGCACGGUAAUAGCCAAGCCAGGGGCGAAUGCGACCGCGUCCGGUGCAGCAACCGCCACGCCCACACCGGCUGCCCUGCUGGAGGUGAAGCGGAAGGGUGGCUCCCGGCUCCGCUCCCCGGGACCAAGUCCGCCCACAGUAUCGCCCUCAUCCUCGCCUAACCGAAGUCGUUUCCACGUGUCGCGGGUACCCGAGGUGGCCAGUCCAUUGAUGUCGCCCCUUGCUCAACCACCACACCCACACGCGCCGCUUACGCCGCGAUCGGCCAGUAGCUGCAUGUCCAUACCCACCAUCGCCGGAUCGCCCGGAGGCAGCCAGAGUAGCCUGAACACCGUGGGAGCCCUGCCCACUUCCAGUUCGCUGCCGGCCAUGGCUUCGGUGACCUCAUCCACGCAGACGAUUAAACGUCUCUCGGUUUCGCCCCGAUCGCGGUUUCAUGUGUCCCGCAUCUACGAGGAUCCCCAGGUGCCGAUGGCCAACCGGCAGAUGCCUCCGAUCACUCCCCACACGCCUCCCCUAGAUCUGCCGCCCACUCCGAUGCUAAAAUCCGCCCGGAAGGCGGUUCAGCUCACCGAGGCCGUGGAAGCGGCGGCAGCUGCGGUGCCGGCAUCCAGUGUGGUGAUCUUGGAGCCCAGCGAUUCGCACGGAGACACACUCGACAAUAGUACAAAGGCCGAUGAGGCUGCGGGCCAAAAGCUUUCGAGCAACUCACCCACCUUGAGCACUUCCAGCUCAACGUCGCCGGCCAGCAGCAACAGCAGUGGGAGCAACAGCAACGGAACCAGCAGCAUAACCUCCACUGAUUCCAUUAUUUCCGGCCCAGAAGCGAAUCCUCCACCGUUGCUCACUUGUCCCCUGGCCGUGUUUGGAGACAAUGACAUUACGCUGACUAAGGAAUCGGCUGCCGUGGUGGCGGGGCAUUUAAAUCCAGUGCUCGAAGCGAGGCCAGCGCCAGAACCAGCGCCACCAUCCGAGCCUGUCACGAACCCGCCGAUCCCUGCCCGUAAGACCUCCUGGAUAGCCAAUCCAUCGGCGGUGGACAAGUUGCUCACCAUCUUCAACACAGGGAACAUAUUCCAGCGCAGCUCCUCUCCGGAAUCAAAGGCCAGUCAAGUGUCCGCAAGUGCGGUCACAAACAACUCGCAAAAUGGCGGAACGGCGACUAGUGGAGGAGCCAGCGGAGGUGACGGAAGCUCUACGACCCCCAACCCUAAUCUAUCGGUCGCCCGGAAAAUAUCUCCAGCGUCCUGGACCUCGUUGACCGGCAGCAACAUCUCCAACUCUAGCCAAAACGCCACCUCGAACGUGGAGACCAGCAGCUCGUCCAUCCUCGAAACGGCAUCGAGGCAGUUGCGAGACUUCAGCAAGCAAGUUUUUCGCCAAAACAUUUCCUUCAAUAACAGCGGAGAUGCGGCAUCGUCGGGGACAGUGGCUUCGCUGGAGGGAAUAAGUACGGCCACCUCUUCCUCCAGCAGCACAGAGUCCCCGUCGCCGCCGGAGUGCAACGCUGCCCAUAUGCCGUCUAGUCUGAAGCGCCAGCUGAAGGAGAACAUCUCGCCGGAGCACACGAUCAACGAGGAGACGCUGCACACCCUGCAGAAGUUGUCGCGGGCGGAGGAUGUGGCCCUUAAGGCGGAGGCAGCAGCGGAACUGGGCGACAUAGAGAUCGUGAUGCACAGCGAGGUGGUGGACUGUCGCCUGCCUGAGGAGAAACAAGAGGAGCAGGAGGAGGCCGCCCAAAGUCUUGUUUAGGAGGCCAGUUGAAGAACCAAAGCAGCAAAGUGACUGGAAGGAAUAGCACUUGGAGAGAAGAUAAGAAAGAAGCAACUCAACCGACAAAAAGCAACCACCCACCCAGCAUUCCCAUGGCGCUCCUUUGUACUGUACCCACCCGCCUUGAAAACUAUGAGAAUAUGAUGAUGCCGAUAUGAUGAUAAUGGUAUAUGGAUGUGUUUAGGUGUUCUCCUAAUCGUAAUCCUAGCAAACAAAACAAAUAUGAUGAAGUACACAAGUUAUGACUAACUUUGUUUUAUUUUUGGUUAAUUUUUUUUUAAGUUUUAUAACACAAGAAAGAAGAAAAUAUAAAUAUAUUUUAAUAAUGAGUAAGGCAUAAGAAGAAAUUCAAAAUAAUGCUCAAUAUUCACUUCAAAAUGAACUUCUGCCAAUGAUAUAGUGCUGCGUUGGCAGUAGUUUUCAAGUUCAAGUGAAUACUGAAAAAUCUUAAGUGGAUAAUGUUCUAUAAAUGUAAAAUAUUAAAAAAAUCAUAAAAAAUUGUACACACACAUAUACACACAACCAAUCUAACAAUGUAAACUAUUUGGCUAAGUGCGCUCGUCGAUUAAUAAGCUGGAUUUUGAAAAGUUGCUCAGGCUGCCGGAGGGGAGGAAUGCCUUGUGGAAGAUACUAUUACAAAAUUUGUACUUACCAAGAGACGUUAAACCGAAAAACCGAAAUCCGCCACCACAAACACAUUGUUAUACUUAAGUUAAUUUUAACUGUACAAAGAGCAUGAAUGUUACAACUUAAUUUGGGAAGUCCAGUCCCGCCCUAAGAUUAUUUACUUAAUAUCUAUGAAUACAAAGUGCAAUGCCUUAAUUUUUUUUUUCUCGUCCCCCUCACGCCCCAUAUAAUAGCCGCUUACCAUUCUUGAUAGCAACUCAAAUGAAGUGCGAACUGGAUCAGCUCUGCCAAAGUAUUAUGAAUUGGAACAAUUUUCAAAAUAAAUCUAUAAAAAAAAAAACUUAAAUUAGGUACUUAAUCAGCAUAGCGAUUGCCACUAACUAACUAUGUAACUAUGUAAUGAGCAGCCCACCAGUCAAGCAAGCCUCUAAAAUCUUAAGUUCUAUGACAUUAUGCAAUUAAUAAUCGUACAUUCUUAGUUCACUCAACAACUCAAACGCAAAAGCAACAACGGAUAUGAAACGAAACUAAAAAACAACAAACAACAAAAGUACCCAAAAUAAAUCCAAUUGAUCUCAUUAUGUGAUAUUUGUCGUAGUGCCCAAAGCGUUCACUGUACGUGUAUCUAUAACCAAAUUAUACGAGUUAAGUACAGGAUGUACAUACGGAACACUUGAACUCUAAGUAAUCUUACUUAAUCCCAUACCCCGCCCAACACCCAACUGAGACAGAUCCCCAGAACAGCUUUAGUUUAGAGUUGACUACAAAAACGAGAUAUCGAAGGUUGAGCAACUUUUCAAAUGGGCGGCCUAUUCGACGGAGCGCCACAAUCGUUAUAGAUGAAAUAUAUAUAUAUAUACAACAUAAACCAUAAAAAAAACACACACCCAUCUAUAUAAAAUAUAUAUAAUAUGUUAACACACACUUAUAAUUUGAUUCAUGGAUGAUUUUGUAAAUACCGCGUGUGUACUCUCUAUUAGGAAGUGGGAGGGUUUCUGGACGAAACCACUCCAUGCUCUGAGUUUUUUUUUAGUCUUUGUUAAUGAUUUUUGUUUUUGUUUACCAUUUUAUUGUUUACAACUAUAAAUUUAACUAUAAACUAUGUACGUAUUUAAGUAGUUAAACGCAAGCAACUUUUCAAAUAUUUUUCAAAACGUACCAAUCGAAAAGUUUUCUUCUUGAACGUCGAGUGUCAUUAUCAAAUUGUACUUAAUUUACAAAAAAAGAAAGAGAAGAUUUCUUGGUGCUCGUUAGACGUCUUAAAGAAGUGUUUGCCUUAAAGCUAAUCCCGAUCCCGAUUCUGAUCCCGAUCCCUACUUUCGGCAAUCGAAAUUCUACCCCAUGGAUCUUUUUAAUCCUUUUAUCAUCUUACAAUCUAAAUUUGUUAACCCUUUAAAGCGAUGAUUUUGUUUCAAAUUGGCAAACUACGUAUUUUUAAUAAUUUAAGUUUAUAAAUUAGAAAAGAACAACCUACUAAACUGAAAAAUUUAAUGAAUAAACAUGAAAGCUGUAACGAAA
Drosophila ananassae is the source of this 8011-nucleotide messenger RNA. RefSeq lists its product as uncharacterized. Bases 533 to 5845 code for a protein of 1770 amino acids. The transcript is spliced from 9 exons. NCBI's taxonomy places the organism in Eukaryota, Metazoa, Arthropoda, Insecta, Diptera, Drosophilidae. The record is from RefSeq and is a predicted model, not a curated record.